Caenorhabditis auriculariae is the source of this 3324-nucleotide messenger RNA. Lineage: Eukaryota; Metazoa; Nematoda; Chromadorea; Rhabditida; Rhabditidae. The record is from the annotation of a GenBank genome assembly.
AUGCAUGUAGGGGUCAACGAGGCAAAUAUUGGAGAGUCGAAGGAAUUUAAAAACGAGGGUGAGAAUGAUGUUAAACCGUGUCCACCGAAUCGCCAUCAAUUUCAACGCGAUCUUUCGAGGAUUCACACCACCAUAGAUGGCACUAAAGAAGAGGUUACGGUUGAACUUUUUACCGAAAAAGUGGGGUUUUUUGAGCUUUUCAUUCGAGCUUUAGAACUCCAUCCAUGCAAUUUUCUUUUUCAACGUUGACAGCAGUGUUUGAUUUUCACAAAUGUAACAUUCACAAUAAGGAUAAAAAUAUCAAAAACAACGGAAUAUCUGGCAUUUUUGUUGUUUUGCAUUUUAAACUGCUCAUUUACUCUUCAAUCUCGUAUGUUUUUCAAAUAAUAGAAAAAAACUUGAUUUUUCUGCCUGAUUUAUGAAAACAUGGUCCUGAAAAGAGCCUUUUAGACAUAAGUCAUGAAAAUGUCUAUCUCGUUUUUUUUUUUGAAAAGGGACGACGCCUUGUUUUCGCGCCAAAAAAGUUCAGACAGAAGAAUCGGUGUUCACGUGCUCUAUGCCUACAUUGCGCGUAACUCUUCCAAGCCAAGAAAAGAGAAAUAUUUAAAAAAAAGGAUAAAUAUAGAAUAGCUUUUUUGCUUCAAAAACCUCGGUUCAAGCAUUGAUAAAAUAAAGAUUCAAUACAACUUAACAUUUAAAAUCGAUGAUUUGAAGACAAAAAGCUUUAUUUCAAAGCUAAAAAAAACGAAGAAUAAAAACCCUGUUCAUUUCUUAAUUACAUAAAUAAUUAAAUUUCAGAUCCGAAGAGAGAUCGAUAAAUGUGUGGCGAUGAAUCCCCAACGAGAAGAACUUCGAAUCAUCCGACGAGAUCUUAGCACAAAAAUUGAAUCCCACAGAAAAGAAGAUAUCAAUUUGAAAACGGCUCUUGAUGAAUUGGUAUCAAAAAAUUUUUUAUUCGGAGAAUUUCAAAAUAUUUCCACACAGAAACGAGCUCAACUGGAUUUGGAGAAGGACUGUAGAAUCAGACGUAAAGAUCAACUCGAUGUCUACUUGGCCAAUUUGGAGACAAGAUACACCAAUGCAAAUCUAACAAUCCGAGAUGAGCAGUCUCUUAUCCAAGAAAUCGACGCUCUGAAAAGGAAUCGUGGCAAAUUGGAGUAAGUUCAUGAAUUUCAAAAGACUGAAAAUAACUGCAAUUUUUCAGCAAACUUGACGAAAUCGCGAACCAACGCAAGGAUAUGGAAAAGAAAAUCGAAGAUCUCAAACGUCAGAAGCAGGUAUUACCUAUUUUCAUCAUAUUUUCGGAGAACCUCACGUUUUUAGGGAGCUUAUCACGCACUGACGACUGUGAAAAUCCAAGCCGCUGAGCUGCUGAAAACCCGGAAAAAACACGAGAACCGCAUAGGAAUCUUGAAAAUGAACCUGAAUGACAUGUUUUCGGAGAGAAGAAUCUUGAUAUCUGGCUAUUCUCAAAAUAGAGCAAGCUAUAGCACUUGGUUGGUUGUUAACAAGGUGAAUUGAUUUUGGAAAUUAGUCUGGAUUUCAAAUUUUUUUCAGAAACAUCCCUCAAAAAAUGAAGCGUUUCCUUCGACAUUUCCAACUGCAAAUCGCCACAAGAAAACUUGUAAGAUUUGAAAGUAUCUUUUUAAAUUUUUUAAAAAUGUGUAUGGAAAUUUUUUCAGAUACUUUCGUGGAAGAUGAAGAGCUGGAGCCGUUUUUCGAGCAGAAAAGGGAUUGCAAACGGCUCAUUGGCUAUUUGGAGCAACUGAAAGCAAUGCUUCCACAGGAGGAAACUACUCAAACUUAUAUUUUAGUUAGUCUUGAUUAUUAAGUUUUAAAUUACAAAACAAUUCAGCCGCAGCAAAUGAGCACGGAUGAUGAUUCGGCCGACGAGUUGCCUUCCCAUUUGGCCAAAUUGUCAACUUCCCCGCCGAAAGCCAUCAUCACGAUUUCUAAUAGGAAACAAUUUUUGAAGAAAAGCAAAACUUCCCAGGUUUUUAUUGCUUCUUUUCAUGAAUUACCAAAUAUUUCCAGCCGAUUUCCCAUCAAAUUGAAAUUUUCAAAAUGUUCGGCAACGUCGAAGUCGACGCCCCCAAACUUUAUUCUGAUGUUCCGGCUAUUUUGGAAGAGGUUAUUUUUGACUGUGAUUUCAAAAUUAAGUUAUUUGGAUUCCAGGUAAAAAUGAAACUUGCCUUUUUCGAGCAACAAACCAACGAAAUCGAAUGGGACGAUGAAGAUUUGCAAUUAGGUUCGUUUCUUUUUUUUUUCUUUUUCCGCUCUAUUUGAAAUAGCAGUGUUUUUUCAGAUCGGGUAAAAAAAUUGAUCAUUAAAAGUUUCCAUUUUUUUGAAAAUAAGAACGUUGAUUCAUAAUUAUUUACAUCGAAGUAAGGUACAAGAUCAAAACAUUUUAUAAUUCAUUUUUAUGUUUCACUCCUCUUUCUAAUCUCCCGAAAAAAGGCGAUAUUGUAACUAUUUUAAAUCGAAGCUUACAAAAUUAAGAAGAUGACGUUACAGCUAUAUGAUGAUUUUAAUGCUUUGUCGAAAACGAAAUUUGAAUUUUUAUUAUUAAUUUGUUAAAAAUAAAGAGUUAUGAAAACAGCUUCAAGAUUUUUCAUGUUCUCUUGAUUAAUUCUUUGAACUUUUCGAUAAACUUAAAAGACAGUUAUUCAUAAUCUUUGAACUCGAGGCUGAAGACACAGAAUAUCAAAUUUAUUGAACUUGAUCAUUCUUUUGAUUGCUUGAGUUUUUUUUUCAAUUUUAAGGUUCAAUGUCGGUUUCUCACACGGCAAGCGAAUUCACCGAUUCCUUUUACGAUGAUUCCUCGGACGCUAACAGCGUAACAAGGUAAUUUUUUCUUCAUUAUAUUUUUUCCAUAAUUUCUUGAAGCUCCACUAAAAGAAGUCGUUCUUCUCGGAUUUCAAAGUAAAGAGUAUUAUCUUCUGUGAAAAAAAUUCACAAUUUUUUGAAGAAAGUAUUUCCAAAUGUUUUAUGCCUGAGAAAAGUGCUGAAAUAAAUAGGAGUUCUAAAUUCCAAGUUUUUUGAGUUUUGAUUCGGAAGCUCAUCAAUUUUUGUCAAUUCUCACAAAUUCCCAUUACAAUGACGUCAUUUUGAAUUCCUACAUCAUUUUCAUUCAUUAAAUACAGUUUAUGGUUGUAGAAGAAAAUAACGAUUUCAGUGCGCGUCGCAAUUUCAGUCGCGAGAGCUGUCAAUCUCCACUGGCAGAACGGAAAUAUACUAUCACCUCCGAUGAUUUCGAUGCCGAUGAAGGUUUUCCAGACUAUGAUUCUUUUUCAAAAUUUUUUUUCAGGAUGCUCCAGCAAAUGA